Naegleria fowleri is the source of this 5154-nucleotide messenger RNA. RefSeq lists its product as uncharacterized. The transcript has 8 exons. The record is from RefSeq and is a predicted model, not a curated record. NCBI's taxonomy places the organism in Eukaryota, Heterolobosea, Eutetramitea, Acrasida, Naegleriidae. Gene Ontology annotation, biological process: intracellular signal transduction; receptor guanylyl cyclase signaling pathway; cGMP biosynthetic process. Bases 1 to 5154 code for a protein of 1717 amino acids. Gene Ontology annotation, molecular function: guanylate cyclase activity; peptide receptor activity.
AUGUCCAAUGUUGGCAACAACAACAACAACACUCAUCCCAAAUCAUCCAAUGUCCACGCCGUGUUUGCUCCCCGAAAUUCCAUUUUGUCCACUGGAUCGGGGAUGGCUGGGGAGAGAGAGGGAGAUGCAGAGGUGCUCUCCGCACAUCAAACCUCUACAGUAGAUAGCUCGAGUGUGGAUGUCGUCCAAACACACAUAAUAGCAGAGGAAUAUGUUGUUUCAUCCAUUCGUGCUGUGAAAGCUCAUCCAUGGGACACUCUCCCACAUGUGAUCUCCAUAUUCAUUCAUGGAAUAUUAUUUCCUUUGCAAACUAUUGCAAUGGGAUACAUUCCUUUUCAGCAAUGGGGUUCUCUUUCUCAUGACAUUAUUCAUUAUGGAAUUAAGAAUUUGUAUACGUUUGGUUUGCAUUUUCUGCCGUAUAGUGGUGCAUUGGCUUUCUGUAUGCUAUUCGCUGCUCUAGAAGUGUCAUGGUUAGCUCUUGUCUACACUUCAAAAUUUGUGAACGGGAAAGAAAGCAGAUUGGCAAAGAGAAUUACUUUUUUAGCAAAAUAUUUAACAGUGAUUGUGUUUGUAUUCUCAAUUCCAAUUUCGAGCUUGUAUGCCACAUUUUGGAGUUGUGAUUAUGCAUCGGAACAGGUACAAUCGUCAGUUUUAGGAACCUCUAGUACAGUUCGGUACUACCUCAAGGAUUAUCCAACGGUAGAGUGUUGGGGAGCUAUCAAUGCCAGUUUUGCUGCCAUCUCCUUGUUGAUGGGGUUUUCCAUCCACAUGUUUGCUGUGCCUGUAUUCUUUGUGUUAUGCAUUACAAAUGCUUCACAUGUAUUGUUUCCAACCUUUAAGAAAGCACCAGGGUGGUUCGUGGUUUAUGUGAAACGAGCUUUUUUCAGCUCUCUUAAACCUCUUGUCAUUAUCACCAUGGUUGUGUCCUAUCAGAUUUAUAUUUGGGCUCAACAGAUGGUUCCCAGUUAUGAAAAGUAUACCUACUUGUAUCCCAUAUUUUUUAUUUGUUUGGGAUUGUUUAAAAUUGUACUCAUUAUUUGGUUCAUUCCUUUCUGUAGAGUUUCAGAAAACAGUUAUGAUAUUGCUUUGAAUUUUGGAAAAAUUGGAAUUGGAAUUGUUACUCUUGUGUGCUCUCUUCAAAAUACUGAGCGAAACAAUGACUAUGGGCUCGUUUAUUUUGGAGUUAGUAUAGGAGUAUUCAUCUUGUUCUUUAUUAUUGGAUUUAUUGUCUCGUUUUUUUCUUUCAAACUGCACUUGAAGUACCUUAUGAACAUUGUUAGUGAAAAACUGGAAGAAAAUUCUUCAGAACUGUUAGAGGAAGUAGGUCAGAAUACUUUGGCCAAACUCAUUCAAUUUUCUCUCCCUGUCUUUAAUGAUUCACCACUUUUAGCACUUUCUAAACAAGUUGUGAGUGAAAUCCUGAAAAACAAACUCACCAUCACAGAGACACAUUUAGUGAAUGUUGUUUCAUGUGCUCUUUUCAAAUACAAAGACUCCAGAUACAGUAUCAACAAAGCAAUUCAAAUGAUUAUGAAUCAAAUGAGGCGAAAAAUUAAUCUCUUUGAAAGAGUUUACUUGUCAUUGCAAAAACAUGAAAAAGAGUAUCUGAAGAAAAAAGAUGAAAUUAAGCCAGGAGGAAGAAGGAACGAAGAGAUUGAUAAGAAGUUGUCAGAUCUUUAUAAGAAACAACAAAAAGUAAUAUAUUUGCAAAAGACCUUCUGGAAACACAUUUUAAAUGAUAGUAUGGAUGACACAGACGCGAUAUUGCAAACAAGCAGCGACCUAGCAGACUAUAUCACAGAUAUUUCUACCAAAUUUAAUGAUUUACUCUCGCAACAUUCCUCAAACGUGACAGUCUUGAGACAUUAUGCCCGAUAUGCUGAAAAAAUUUUAUUUCAAAUGGAGUUGAGUGAGUCAUUGAACGGACAAGCAAACUUGUUAGAGGAAGAGGAAGAACUUCAUAAUCUAAAACAUGCAUUUAAAAAUGUGAGAAGAUACAGUACGAGGGUCUCAGAUGCCGACCCAAAUCCCAAAAUAGUUCAACAAGAAACUGAUAUAGAGGAUGAUUUGGAUGAGGCAAACAAUUUUGAUGAAGAGCAAAUGAAAACCAAGCCCAAAGAUACAUUUAGAAGCCUUAUACACAAGCAACCCGAUUUUCGAUGGAUUUUAGGUCUGAUUUUGGUUGUUCCAUGUUAUGUCAUCUUGGGUAUUACAGGUGGUUUGUUAGGAGAAAUUAUUCAAGGCACUAAUAGGAAUGGAUAUCAGACAAAAGGAUACAAGUCAAAUGUUUGGAUGUAUUAUGAUAUGUGUGAUGCUGCAAAUAUUCCAUACUAUGUGAUGGUGGAUUUUAGGGUCUUCCAAAAAUUAAAAAUCUCAUCGAACAACACAGAGUACAUGAAAAAGAUCCAGAGUGAAAGUACACAGAGAUUUUUAAUUUACAAUCGCAAGCUUAAAAACAUGCUUUCAACAUACUCUGCAAGCUCUGACAAUUUAAUUCAAUCAGUUGUGAAAGGUUAUCAGCAGAAAUAUCAUAUCGUUUACGUACCAGCAGCCGUUGGAGACAAUUCAACAACGGAUCAAUUUUUACCACCUUCCACCAAACAAAUGACUCUUAUUGAAAUUUAUUCAAUUUUAGCCAAUACAUUGGAACAAUUAAUUCAGCAAGAUGAAGAUAUGAGAAUGAAAACAAAAAAUAAUUUUCCAUUCAUGUUUUUAUGGGAAAAUAGACAAACGAUUCCAUCUGCAAUAACAGAAUAUUGCUCUGAAAUUAUUGAAAAUAACAGAAAUCAUCUAAUCGAACAACUGAGAGAUUUUGUUCUAGGUUUAUCAAUAGCCAUGCUAUCAUUUGUGGGAGUGUCGUGUGGAAUAUUUGCCAUUAUCAUUUACAAAUUCAGAGAUCGAGAAAGGUUAAUCAGAUUAUUUAAGAGACUCCCAAAAGAUGAUGUGGGAAAAGUGUAUCAUCAACUUACGAGUGACGAUAAGCAUUCAUUAGAAGGGGAAAAGAAAAAGUACACCAUGAAGUGGAUGAGAAAUCCUGUAAUUUCAGUUCCAUCUUUACAAUUAUUAGCAUUUGCAUUGGGAUCUGUGGCAUUUUUUGCAUUCAUAUAUGAUUCAACCAAUAAUAUGAACGUGCAAUAUAAUUCCAUGUUAAAGCUACGUAAUUCAGUCGAUAUUCAAGUCGAUUACCAUAAGGGAUUGUUCAGUAUGCUCGAAUUAAUUAGAGAUGAUUCUGGAAACAAUCUACUAGUGAAUACUACAUCAAUCUAUAAUGACCUUUCUCUUACAAUACGAAGUCUCUUUGAUAAUUUCUUAGUAUUUUCACGUGGUGACGAUUCAAAAGGAUACAAUCCUAUUAGAAGCUACAGUACAGAUAUUGAAUAUUUGAUGUCAUCCACUACGUGUAGUGUUCACAAUGACACUCAAGCUCAAAAUAGUACGAGCUCAUUUGAUCUGAGUCACUCGCUGUGGAACUCUUCAUUUUCCUUGCAAGAAAAUCUAGACUUUUUUCAAUGUCUAAGUAUAGAGGAGUUAAUGGGUUAUAUUUCAUCAUCAAUGGAGCAACUCAAAGAGGAGACUUAUAGACAAAUAUUCUCUCCGACUGAACUGAUUGAAAAAUUUGUUAGAAUUCAUCUCUCACUUAGUUUGGCGUUCAGAUCUAAAGUGGAUAAGGUUUUACUCUUGCUGGUAAAUGUUAUCGACAAUAUUGUAUCAAUGACUGUGAGCAUUAGCGUGACUUCUUUCAUUGUCAUUUUAUGUUUUCUCAUCAACUAUUUGGUUUACGUAUUAUGGAAAAUAUAUGUGAAAGAAAUGCGUCAGCUCCGACAAAUGUUUCAUUUUAUGCCCUUUGAAACCUUGGAAAAUGAUGAAGUUUUUAUUGAUUACAUUAUGAAUUUCACAUUAAAAAAGAAAAAGAAGGGUAAAGUUCAUCCUGGAAUGAGUGAAGAAGGUACAAAUUCGUACAGUCUUUUGAAACAUACUUUGGACAGUUGUGUGGAUGGAACAGUCAUUUUUAAUCAAGAUGGUAUUAUUGAAAAUAUCAAUCAACCUGCUUUAUCCAUGUUUGGCAUUCGGUCUCAGAGUGACAUUAUUGGAACACAUUUUUCGGCUCUAUUUCAGUCGAAAGAAAAUAUUGAGCGCAAGAUUAGUGACAUUAUCAAAACACAAAAGGCAACAGGUGAGGUUUUGGAGGUGGAAGCAAAACGUUCUCAAAAUUUGCAAAAUUCAAAAACGUUCCCUGUGAAACUCAAUUUAUGUGUUGCCAUUGGAGGUGGAUACAAAAAGAUCAUCUUUGUUGGAAUUUUGAAUGACAUUACAUCAGAAAAGAAAAGUGUGGAAUUGCUAAAUUUAGAGAAAAGAAAAUCAGAGAAUCUUUUAAAGAAUAUUUUUCCAGAGGCGGUCGUGGUUCGGUUGAAAAAAGGAGACACUUUUAUUGCCGAAAAAUUCGAUGACGUGACAUGUUUUUUCAGUGAUAUGGUAGGAUUUACAAAGAUGAGUUCUACAUUAGCUCCCACAGAGCUUGUGGAAAUGUUGAAUAGUAUCGUCAAUAGUUUUGAUGAUUGCACAACCAGGUACAAUAUUGAAAAGAUUAAAACGAUUGGAGAUGCAUAUUUUUGUGCAGCAGGGUUGCACGGUCAGCAGAGUGAUCAUCCUGAACGUGUCUUAAGAUUUGCUAUUGAUGUUUUUGGACUUCUUCACAUUUACAAUAUUACACAUGACAGAAAUAUUGAAACAAGUAUUAAUUUGCGAAUAGGUAUUCAUACUGGCUCUGUUGUGGCUGGAGUAAUUGGAUCCAAGAAGUUUGCAUACGAUUUGUGGGGAGACGCUGUAAAUACGGCCAGUCGAAUGGAGUCCACAGGUGUUCCUGGUCGAAUACAAAUCAGUAGAUCUACCUAUGAGAGAGUUCACGAUGUCGUUCUAAAUGAUUUAGGACCAACUCUCACUCCUAACAACAGAGGUAUCAUGGUUGAAUUUGAAGAGCGCCGUGUUGAGGUAAAAGGUAAAGGAAUGAUGAACACCUAUCUCUUGCUUGAAAAGUUUCAUGAAAGAAGUCUUUUUGAAAAUGGUAAUGUUGGAAAGUCCUCAACACUGGUUCAUCAGACUUCAAUUAUGGGUGAGGAGUUGUUGCAAUCCCAAGAAUCUGAAGACAAGAACUAG